Molecule: messenger RNA, 1253 nt
Organism: Eruca vesicaria subsp. sativa (arugula)
Lineage: Eukaryota; Viridiplantae; Streptophyta; Magnoliopsida; Brassicales; Brassicaceae
Source: the annotation of a GenBank genome assembly
AUGGGUCUGUGUGAUGACGAUUUCUGUUCCGGCAAAUCGCUUUGGAGCAUUAGCAGAAGCAAGAGCCCAAGGAAGGAUCUAAGUAAACAACCAAGACGCUCUCUUUCUAGAUCAAUUUCAAAAUCUAGAUCGCCAUCUCCUGACGGGAAGAAGAGUCCCCCUAAGUCUAGGUCCAGUUCUCUUUCAAAAUCUCCAGCCAAGCCAUGGAUUUUGGUACCAGAGGCUUUGGGAUACGGAAACUGGGUCAAGGCUCAAGAGUGGGCAGCAGUACCUGGAGGACAAGUCACUUACUUGGGGAACCCAGUCCCAUGGGGUACUUUGCCCACAAUCUUGGCUUUAGAGUUUUUAGCUAUUGCCUUUGUUGAGCACCAGAGGAGCAUGGAGAAAGACCCUGAGAAAAAGAAGUUCCCUGGAGGUGCAUUUGAUCCUCUUGGAUACUCCAAAGGCCCAAAGAAGGCGUCUUGCGUUGUUGGCGUUUGUAGGCUUCUGUGUGCAACAAUCAGCCUAUCCAGCGGACUCCACACCACAGGCUUCUUCUGCAAUGCAACCACUGUAGGAUGGCUCGGCUUCCACGAGCUCCCUCCUCCUCCAAGAGGGCUCUUCUUGAAUCUGCUACCUUUCACUGCAUAUUGUGAUCUUGAGAGACGAGCUUAGAGUAUCUCCCCCUUCUCAGAUCACCACCACCACCAUGAAACACAGAAUGUGAUGGAGUGGUCAUGUUCAUGUAAGGCAAUGAUGGUUCUGGUCUCAACGUUGCAAUAGAGACUCUCCUUCUCGGCUGGAGUGUUUUAUUAUUAUUACUGAUGCAAUGGCUAACGGAGGAGGAGCUGGUCUGAAUGCAGUGGAGCUUCUACUUUGUAUCAUUAGUGUGUUUAUGUCCAUGGAACUUCUUCUUCUGUUAUUAUUAUUAUUGUUAUUCUCUUUGCUUGUUGCGUCUGAGAAUCUCUUGGUAGGUCCCUGGGAUGGUUGCUGCGGCAUGAUGUUUGUGAUUCUUCCGAGUGGCAUUCUGAUUGAUCACGUGGGUGCCAAUGGUGGCUUUUUCUAUGUGAUUCUCGGUAGUUGUCCAAGUAAUAAUGCAGUCGCUAGAGAUCGUGUCUACUGCUUGUUUCCUUUGAGAAACUUGAAGUAUACAUGGCUUCUGUUAGCAAGAGGUGAUAUCACAAACUUAGUGAAAUGUAUUAUUUAUAUAAAUAUAAUAAUAUUUUUUUAUUUACAAAAUAAUUUGUAAAGAAAUAUUUAGUGUAAAUAACAUC